AUGAGUUCACACCGGGGUGAUCAGCGCCACGACAGCUGUGCCUCUGUGCCUCUGCGCCUCGGCGCCUCGGCGCCUCGGCGCCUCGGCGUCAGCCGCCGUAGCGGCCGUAGCCGGCCGCAGAAUUCCAGCUGCAGCUGCAGCUGGCUGCGAGGCGUAAGGUGUGCUGCGAGAUAUGACGAUGAGGAAGAGAGGAUAGGAUGCAGCAGCGAAUUGGGAAUCAGCACCGGCUGCUGUCGCAACAACAGCAGUAGUCGCAGCGAUUGGCAGUGCUAUUUUUCACCAAGGCUCAUUUCUCGCCGAGUGGCGUAA
Messenger RNA from Soboliphyme baturini, 309 nucleotides. NCBI's taxonomy places the organism in Eukaryota, Metazoa, Nematoda, Enoplea, Dioctophymatida, Soboliphymatidae. The record is from the annotation of a GenBank genome assembly.